Epinephelus moara (kelp grouper) is the source of this 300-nucleotide messenger RNA. RefSeq names its product dromaiocalcin-1-like. NCBI's taxonomy places the organism in Eukaryota, Metazoa, Chordata, Actinopteri, Perciformes, Serranidae. The coding region runs from base 1 to 300 and encodes 99 amino acids. The transcript has a single exon. The record is from RefSeq and is a predicted model, not a curated record.
AUGUGGUACUGCAGACAGGAACACACUGCACUCAUGAGCCUUGCCUCUGAGACCGAGCACCUUCUGGCCCUGAGCAGGAUCAAGCGGGACCACAUCACUGAGCGGGUGUGGAUCGGCCUGCGUCACCUGGAGGACCACUGGCUGUGGGUGAACCACGACCCUCUGGUGUACCAGGCCUGGUCCCAGAGAGGAAAUCAGGACCACCAGUGUCCAAUUUAUAAACGCUGUGGAGCUUUAACCAAAGAGGGAGUGUGGGAGAACUGGGACUGCCAGGACAGACUCAACUUCAUCUGCUAUUAA